Mizuhopecten yessoensis (Yesso scallop) is the source of this 3243-nucleotide messenger RNA. RefSeq names its product integrator complex subunit 5-like. Gene Ontology annotation, biological process: snRNA 3'-end processing. NCBI's taxonomy places the organism in Eukaryota, Metazoa, Mollusca, Bivalvia, Pectinida, Pectinidae. Gene Ontology annotation, cellular component: integrator complex. Bases 9 to 2837 code for a protein of 942 amino acids. The transcript is spliced from 22 exons. The record is from RefSeq and is a predicted model, not a curated record.
UCGUAAAAAUGGCGGCCGCCAUCGAGAGCACAGGACGAUCGUCGUCAGAGAACAUUCUGACUGAAGUGAGGAAGUUUCUAAGAGGUGCCAGUAAUGAACGUCCCAUGGGAAGAGAGAGUCACACCAAAUCGGCUCUAUACCUACUGCAAACCCUGCCCACCGCCAGAUUCGCGGUGUUGGAGCAUCUCUGCAGCGUGUUUGAUGAAGCAGUCAGUGAACAUUUAAUGCAGCUCAUGUUGAAUAACUCAGAAAACCCAGUAGAUGAGAAUCGCGGUCAUUUGGAUGGUGUGAUACAAGAUGCCUGUGGAGUUUUGUUCAACUUCAUCAAGACCGGUCCCCAGGCCUGGGCUCCCAUUAUCUCUAGUUGGUCACUGGAGCUGCUUGGUCAGAUCAGUCAGAAGUAUGCAAGUCACCGAGUGGUGCCCCACGCUAACUCACUCAACGAACUUCUACAGCUGUGGAUGACCUGUACUCCCACCAAGUCACUUAUGGAGGUGGCAACUGAGUGUUUUGCAGCUAUGAUACAGGGUGCCCCAGACACCUGUGUGGAUGCCCUGCUUGAAGCCUCAGUGAAGUACAGUCCACACUUUGACUGGGUGGUUGCUCACAUAGGCUCGUGUUUCCCUGAUACAAUUAUAACCCGAGUGCUGAUGUGUGGCCUCAAGGACUUCUGUCACAAUGGUGGUAGGUCAGCUGACAUGGAAAUGAUGUCCGAGGAAAGGAUACCUAAGAUGGCGUCUGUUGUAGGAAUUCUUGGGCAUCUGGCUUCCAAACACAGCCAAGAAAUACGUCAGGCCUUGAUGAAACUGUUUGAGGACAGUCUAAACACCAACAGUGAUACCCUGAAGGUUACUACUGUACCAUUCCUCCUUCAGCUGGCCUCCAUGUCACCCAUGCUGCUCCAAAUCCUUACUACUGACCUCAUACAGGCCUUGACUCCUAGUGUCCUUAACAAGCUCAGCAGUCAGUUUGCUAAUUGGAAAGGAUCAAGUUCUCAUGAAUAUGAAAGUUUCCUGACCCUUGUGAUCCACCUAAUCACCAUGAUAGAUGUUGGGUCCUACCAGGUCCUCCAGUUCUUUCUCAACAUGGCCGAGCCUCGCGAGAAACCUGGAGUGGAGGCGCCAAACACAGAGGUGCAGCAGACGUGUGCUGUACUGCUGAAUCGUUUGGUGACAGAACUCCAGAGAGCUGUAUUUCAUCGUCAUAGAGAUGGCAAGAGUGAUGUCCCUUUGCUAGCCUCUCUAACUCCCCAGGCUAUCCUCAUCACAGAAAUGUUACUGAACAGUCAGGGACAGAAGGCUGAAUGUCUGGUGAAGCUGUUGUCCUUUGUCGGUCUGUAUAAUGGCGAGGACUGCACUGCUGAGAUCCUCGCCUACAUCAUCACAGAGUCCAAGGAAUGGCACCAGCUGAAGCGGUUCCUGGAGCUACAGUUGGUGAAGGAGGUGAGACUGGGGGACAUCCUAGGUCGUACCACCUGUAAACUGAUGGCCUACCUCCAGCCUCCCAUUGUCUACUGUCCUCAACGCCUCCUAAAGAAUGUCCUCAUCCUACUACAGCGGGAGAGUAAAACUGAGAACAACUCCGUUAUAAGAUCCACUUUGCUGUUUUAUAUGAGAGAAAACUGGGAGUCGCUGAUUCCACUUUUAUCUCACACUGAUCUCACCGUUACCAUGACAACUCUCAAGAUUCUGGAGAUUGUCUGCCUGACCAGACCAAUGUCCAGUGUAUCAGCCAUCAGGGUAUCCUCAGCCCUCAUUAUUGUGUUCUUCAAGUCACUCGAGUUGACAGAUCCCCAUGAAGCCCAGCUGUCAGUACGUGUGUGUAAGCAGUGUCUCCACCAGCUCUGUCAUCACAGCUUUACCCAGUGUAUCCUGUUACGCUUCCUACUGGAAGGACUCACUAACAGAGAUACCUCCUUCCUGUUUGGUGCUAAGAGGAGGACCAGUGACCAGACACAGCACAGGGAUCAGCAUCCAAAAGUGUCAUUACUGGAGGAAAAUAGCAAACUGGGAACAACACUGACACUGCCACGGUCACAGUCAAGUGUGUUCCAUGCCGGAAUUAUUGGUAGUGGACUAAGGUCAAGGUCAUCAGGUACAGGUUUACUUCAGGAACAUGUAAAACGUAACAAGAGGUGUCUCCUUGAUAUUUUACACACCUGCUCCAGGCAGAAUUUCCAUCACAAUGUAGAUGUUGCUAUGGAAACUGAUGCUGUCCACUCAGUUCCACUUCGUGCUAAAGUCCGCCCUCUGACCUUGUCUGGUGACCUUUGUCGUAUGAUUGGCAGUCUGGUCACAGAAUUGACCACACCAGAUGUAUUAUAUAACAACCGGUUCUGGCCUGAGGAGGACUCCCUACGUUUUACUGUGGAAAGAGAUCUGUAUGUUUGGAAAGUUUUUGAAGAAAACCCUGUGUUAUGGGAUGUGAUAGAGUUAUUCUCAGGCAACUCCCUUGCCAUGUGUCGGUGCUCACCAGUGCUCAAAUCUUUAGUGGCUGCCCUAAUGAACCACUUUGAGUGUUCACGACUUCCGCAUGCCAACGACACACCAAAACAGAACGAGUCUGCCUGUCGUCUCAUACACUGUCUCUCCAGAAGCUUGCUUCUUCCCGAUCCUCUGAAGUAUGUGUCAGAGUUAUUUGCCCUUGUCACGUCAUAUGAAGCCUACCUUAUAUUACUGGCUGUAUGGAAGUAUAUGAAGGAAAAUCCUCCCACAGAGGACCCAGAGGAAGCUAAGCGACGAGUUUGUGAAACCCGCCAUACAGAUGUAGUGAGAGCUAUCCUCCACAGUAAUAUAGACAAAAUGGGCCACCUCUUCUUCAGGUUCUUUAAGGAAUAAUAAUUGGAGAAAGCACUUUAAAAUAGGCCGGAUGUUGUCAUAAUAACAAGGAGUGAUAAACGGUGUACUUUUAUAUAGGCCGGACAUUUCCAUAACAACAAGGAAUGAUAUGCAGAGGAAGGACGUUUAUAUAGGCCGGACAUUUCCAUAACAACAAGGAACGAUAUGCGGAGAAAGGACGUUUAUAUAGGCCGGACAUUUCCAUAGCAACAAGGAACGAUAUGCGGAGGAAGGACGUUUAUAUAGGCCGGACAUUUCCAUAGCAACAAGGAAGAAAGUAUAAACAGUGUGACCACUGAUGAUACAGCAGUCUAUAUAGAGUACAUGGUACCGUGGAAGAAGGAUGUGACCUGACAUUGUAGACAAUAUCAUAUUUAUUUAAUAAAGAUACAUAAUAUUCAUAUAA